GCAGCAGCAGAGAGCAGCAGGUAAAUGGAGACAGUCACCUACUGGACACACAUCACCCUCCCGUUCUUCAAAACACAGGGAGGAAAUGCUUCUUUCUUUGGGUUUGACAUAAAAUACAACCUCCGGGGAGCCAGUACAAGAUUAAAAUGGCCCCAAAUUCCAUCCACUGGUUCCGUAAGGGCCUCCGUCUCCAUGACAACCCAGCACUACAGGAGGCAGUCAGAGGAGCAGGCACAGUGCGCUGUGUUUACUUCCUGGACCCUUGGUUUGCAGGCUCGUCCAAUGUCGGAGUCAACAGGUGGAGGUUUCUCCUUCAGUGUUUGGAGGAUCUAGACGCCAACCUUCGGAAGCUCAACUCCCGCCUUUUUGUCAUCAGGGGCCAACCAGCCAAUGUGUUCCCGCGGCUCUUUAAGGAGUGGAAGAUCUCUCGCCUGACCUUUGAGUAUGACUCAGAGCCUUUUGGGAAGGAGAGAGACGCUGCCAUCAAGAAGCUGGCCAUGGAGGCAGGAGUGGAGGUCAUCGUCAAGAUAUCGCACACCCUCUACGACCUGGACAAGAUCAUCGAGCUGAAUGGCGGGCAGCCUCCUCUCACCUACAAGCGUUUCCAGACUCUCAUCAGUCGACUGGAUCCUCCUGAGAUGCCCGUGGAGACGCUCUCAGACACCCUGAUGGGUCGCUGUGUCACCCCCAUCUCUGAGGACCAUGGAGACAAGUACGGGGUUCCGUCCCUGGAGGAGCUGGGCUUUGACACUGAGGGCCUGCCUACAGCCGUGUGGCCGGGAGGAGAGACCGAGGCGCUGACCAGGAUAGAGCGCCAUCUGGAGAGGAAGGCGUGGGUGGCUAACUUUGAGCGUCCCAGGAUGAAUGCCAACUCGCUGCUGGCCAGCCCAACAGGCCUCAGCCCGUAUCUGCGAUUCGGCUGCCUCUCCUGUCGCCUUUUCUACUUCAAGCUCACUGACCUCUACCGCAAGGUGAAAAAGAACAGUUCUCCUCCACUCUCCCUGUACGGCCAAUUACUGUGGCGGGAGUUCUUCUACACCACGGCGACCAACAACCCGCGCUUCGACAAGAUGGAGGGCAACCCCAUCUGCGUCCGCAUCCCCUGGGACAAAAAUCCCGAAGCACUUGCCAAGUGGGCUGAGGCAAAGACGGGUUUUCCCUGGAUAGACGCCAUCAUGACUCAGCUGAGGCAGGAGGGCUGGAUCCAUCACCUGGCCAGGCACGCGGUGGCGUGCUUCCUCACUCGGGGCGACCUGUGGAUCAGCUGGGAGGAAGGGAUGAAGGUCUUUGAGGAGCUGCUUCUGGACGCAGACUGGAGCGUGAACGCAGGCAGCUGGAUGUGGCUGUCCUGCAGUUCAUUUUUCCAGCAGUUUUUCCACUGCUACUGCCCCGUGGGCUUUGGCAGGCGCACCGACCCCAACGGGGACUUCAUUAGACGUUACUUACCUGUCCUCCGAGGUUUCCCUGCUAAGUACAUCUACGACCCGUGGAACGCUCCGGAGUCGGUGCAGGCAGCUGCCAAGUGCAUCAUCGGCGUCCAUUACCCGAAGCCCAUGGUGCACCACGCAGAGGCAAGCCGGCUCAACAUCGAGAGGAUGAAGCAGAUCUACCAGCAACUUAGCCGAUACAGGGGACUGGGCCUGCUGGCAUCAGUGCCGUCCACCAAUGGGAAUGGGAACGGAGGAAUGAUGGCCUACUCUCCCGGAGAGCAGCAGCCAGGGACCAACAGCAACUCACACUUGCCUGGAGUGUCGGGGAGCUCCGUUGCAACAGGUAAUGGCAGCGGGAGCAUCUUACUCAACUUUGAUAAUGAAGAACAACAGCAACAGCGACUGCAGCCGCACCCACAACAGCAGCAGCAGCAGCAGCAGCAGCAGCAUGGAUACCACUCAGUGCCAGAAGCCAGCCAGACCAUCACCAGCAGCCGACUCUACCACGAGUUUGCUGUGCCUCAGCACCCAGGACUCCUCCUGCACACCAGAGGAGGCAUCACAGGAAAGCGGGAGCGCGAGUCGGAACGAGACGGGUCGGGGGAGAAAGACCCGGCGUCCUGCUCCGUGCACAAGAUGCAGAGGCAGAGUACAGAGACCACCUAAAGCAGGCGGUGAUGAGACUGUCUGGAUCCACAUCAGAGUCACCAUCCGGCCAGCGGAGAAAGGAAAUCCCAACGUCGCCACCUGUCCUCCAAACACACGCAGACAUGACUGCCUCCUCCUCACACACAGUGCAUCGAACACUGCUGUCUGUCUUUACGGUCAGAAAUCCCCCCGGGGUGCAAACACGAAGGUGAAAAUGUGAUUUCUAACAUGGUCUGUAAAAGGGUCAUAGAGUCCACUGACCUCUGACCUCGUGCAGUUGUGUACAGACAGGUGCGAUGACCGCAGAGGAAUGUGCAAAGAAACAAAACUCCUCAAACUUACAGCUCGACGUAUUAUUUGUAAAAAUAAUUAAAUACAUUAAAAAACACGUUAUUGUCUUAAAACCGCUGCCACCAGCCAGUAUAUACUGUGUGAACUCUGAAGCAGCUAUAAAUGUAAGUAACGGAAUAUUUAAUCUUUUUACAGCUGCAAGUUCAUCAGUCACUUUGUCUGCUCUUGCACACACUGAUGUGAAACCAAGUAUUUCAGGGUUUACAGAGAGUAUUUUGUACUUUUACUACAACUUUGUAGUAUGUACAUCCUGAGAGUUGAGUAUUGGUGCUUUGACAAAAUAUUACAAAAUUAGAUUUUUUUUUUUUUUAAUAAAAAAAAUCAAUGUGGAUAUAACAACUUAGGGCUCAUUUAUUCUCCCGGAUCACAAUAGAUAAAUCCAUUUAAAACGUUGUAAAUGUCACUGCUCCUAUACUUCUGUAUGUCCUUUAUGUUGGUAUAGAUACAGCCAACAGAUGGCACUAGAGGGCGGAGUCAGAAGUUUCAGACGGCAAUGGACAAGACAGCAGUGGAGGAGGAUGUUAUCAUGUGCCUUUUAACAGAGGCAUCGUUGUAGACACAUUGUUGUGAAUACGUCAUGACAUGUGGACGGAAAAUUCUUUUGACUAUAUCACCAAUUUGUUUUUAAAUGUCUUCGUCGCCUCCUACGGUCGCAUCUCAUUUGAACAAUGCUACACUGCCUCUACGAUCUCUAGUGGUACUACUUCGUUUCAUCCGUACCCAUAAGCUUUAAGACAACAUGAACACAUCCGUGUCCCUAUACAUAUUGAACGUUGAGCAUAAGUGAGCCCUGAGUAAAGGCAGGAAAUGACAUCACUUUGCUGUAUUGCAGCCUUUAAACCAGGAAAAGACAACACUCGAAGAUAUCCAGAAUCUAAGACGAUAUCUAGUCUCAUAUCACGAUAUUGAUAUACUUUUGAUAUAUUGCUCAGCCCGACCCUGAUGUGCUACAUCCCACAGAGCUCACCAGGAGCACACCGUCACCUCCACACAUGCCGACACGUCUGUGUCACUCCAGGAAUAUUUUUGGUCACAAAUAACAUUGUUUAUACUCAUAUUUAAUGUUUAUCUUUAUCAUGUUUUGAAAUGGCUUUUCCCAGAAAUACGUAGCCAUCCCAUAAUGAAGAACAGGGGUUUUAAACUGUAUUUAAACUGUUAAGUCUGGGGAAAAUGACGUAAGAGUACAUGUGUAGUCAGAGUGACAGCCUGAAAGGUCAUUUCAUAGAAUAUUAGUAAUUUAAUAACAGUGUCUAUUUGCACCCAGUGAGAAAAGUCACACUGCAGCUAUUUGGCUAUUUACACCCGUCCCUGACACGUGUUGAUGGAUCCUACUGCGUACUGUGACUGGCCAGUACCCGUCGAGGUUGGAAACGGUUAGAGCAAAGAGGUCGUGGUUAGUGCGAGUACUAACCAAUCUUGGAUAUUCUCUGAGAAAGUGUAAAUGUACCUGAGGGUCAGGUGAUGUAAUAUAAAGAGCAACACAAUCCACAGAGGGAGUAAGAGGUGGUGCAUGAAUGGGUCAAGCACAGGACUUUGACACACGAGACUGGGCUUCGAGCUUUGUGUUAGUAGACAUUAUUUUUAGACUUAGCUUACUUAUUAUUUUCCGUGUUUAGGAUGUAUAAAGCUGCUGAUUGCACACUGUGUACAUACACUUUAGCAGAAUAGCUGACCAGCUUGUAUAUAUGUCAUAUUUUGACGCUGCUUGGCCGUCCAGGAAUACACACCCGCGUGUAAAUAGCAUUGUUGGCUACAAACACCUUGGUGCUAAUAGCAUCUGCCAAUUAAAAAUUAGUAUUCAGUAGAGUGAUUCCUCAGCUUCGGUGUCAUGAGUUUGUAUGUCGGGUUCUUCAGGCGCUCGAGGUCCAGCUGGUGAGUGAGCGUGACAUCCUUUAGCACCAAUGCGACAGUUCACAGGCAAUUCUAUGAGAACAUCCACUGCUGCCUGGUUAGCACAUGUGCUCACUUGAUUUGUAUCGGCAGCUAAAAACAGUGACACGUAUGUCGUUUUUUUUUUCCCCAAGCGGUAUUUAAAGACGUUGAGCGCGUGCAUCUCAAGGAUAUCAAGGAUAACAAAAAACAUGUUUACAGUGUGUCGCUGUAGAUUAGCUAGGAGACUUUUUGUCGUCUCACUCUGGCUGUAAAAAUGCCUUUAGAGCGUGGCAUUAUGGGUACAAGAGUUCUUGUGUAGCUUUAUUUGUAGUUCAUCGUGGCGUUACGUCUGUGAGGUCAUCAGAGGUGGACAUGUAGCUAAGAUCUUCAGAAGUAAAACUUUUCUGUAACGUAAAAGUAUCUCGCUUUCUGUUCAGGUUAAGAGUGUUGGGUACUUUUAACACAAUUCACGAUCCACAUUAACAUCAGUGAAACAUGAGCAGGCUCAAUUGUUUUUCUUUUUUAAUUUGAUGAACAUCUUUAGUGUUGUUUUGUUGUCCUGGCAUUGUGUCCCACAUUAUUCGUCAUGUUCAGACCGUCUCUGCAGUUUCACAGCGAUUUGUUUCAGACUUUUUUUUUUUGCGUUCCGCUCACAGCUGUCGACCAUCAGAGCCUGGACGAUCCUUCUACAAUAUGUUUAAUUUGUCUUCGCCCUUCAAGAGUCAGUCACAUUUUCACCUCUGUGUUUCCCCCUGCAGAGUCAUAGUUUCUGAAAGAUUCUGCCUGUAGACAAUAAAACAAAUAACUUCGGAGUAUCUCUGAGGCACUCUGUGCUGUUUUGACCUUUUUGUUUUUUUGUUGCUGUUGUUUCUGUGCAACAUGUUCAACAACCAAAAACACGUUGCGGUUCAUUUGGGAGAGGAUGUGGAGGUUAACUUCAGUCAGAUAUAAUGAGGACACAGACGGUGUGGUGCAGACUCCUCUCAGAGGUGUCACAUUUUUCUAAGAUUUCUUAUAAAAACCAAAAACACAGUAAAAGACAGGCGAUCCAAAUGAGCCUAAUUCUGUCAGUGAAACAGAAACCGACAUUCCUGAGAAACAAGUCAACCCUCCCGAUGAAGGAUUUCUACUACUGCACAGGGAGUUCAACAUUAUUUACAGUAUGUACGGCUACUUGGGACAUUUUGCGACCCGAGUGAGUUUCACAAUCUGAUACAUGGGUUGAUUUUAAACACAUGAGACGGGUCGCAAAAUGUCCGCUGUAGAGUUCACUGUGGGAGGAUUGUGUAACCGCGUUGGAAAGAUGGAAGUUGGUGUCUUAUUUAGGUUUCAUCCGUCCCCCACUAUCACCUUUACACCUGGUGACAAGAAUGCAGUCGAAUUGAACCAGAGAAUGUAUGAUUUCCCCUGUAAUAUAGACCCCCGCCCUGCGCACACACACACACACACACACACACACACACACAUUGACAACUCUUGCAUAUACUCACAUUAAAGUUUUACAGAUAAACAGACUGUACCUUCUCAAAUUAAAUUAAAUUUUGAACAGAUUCACUUGAAAAAAAAAAGAAUUCUGAACUGUUCUUUGCCGUGUUGUCAUGAUAUUAAUCUGCUGUCGAUAAAGGUCGUCACUUCCUGUUGAUGCCUAGAGGGACAGCAGCAACAGUGAAUCAUCAAAACAGAUUAAAGCAGAUCAGAAAACAGGAAGGCUUCAUAUUAGUGAUGCGCAGAUUGCAGUGACGUCCACGAACGUGUCCAGUUCUAAAAAUUUAACUCUCUGAUUAACAGCAGAUGGAUUGCAGGUUGGUGGAGUAAGAAAUACCUGCUAGAGUUUUUAAUUUACCAAAGAAAAAAAUCCUUAAAUGUGCAUUUAUUGAAUAUGUUAUGAUAUGGUCGUGCUUAGUGAUGACUUUGAGUUGCUUCAGAGAGACGCUGUGCACAUUUACACACGAGGAGCAGCAGCGUAACUUCACUGCUCAUUUCAGAAGCUAAAAGUUCAGCUCUGUUUCCUCUGUAAAGUUUAUAACUGCAGUUUUUACUUUUGCCGCCUAAAUGUCCCACAAUAUUUGCUGCACAUGGAAAAAUCUACAGUUACUCAAAGUAGUAAAAAAACUCAUACAUCAAUGUGUUAUUUAAAAAGCGUACAGGGACCAGAGGGGAGCGGGGUGACAUGUCUCUGAACUGGAGACAAUAUUUGGACAACAUCAGAGCCGAUCUAUGCAUCACUAAUACAUUUUAGAGAUGGAUUAAAUAAUAAUGAUAAUAAUAAUAAUAAUAAUAAUAAUAAUAAUAAGUAAAGUCUCUGAUAAUGAAGGCAGUGGAUGUUUGAGAAUUUACAGUACACACACACACACACACACACACACACACAUACACAAACACAGCCUUCUUAAUGGUUAGCAGGAGAGAACAGAAUAAAGAGAAGUCAGCUUCAAGCCCCAGUUUGCUGUCUGACUAAUUUCAAGUGGCUUAAUGCACUAAAUAUAUUUAUAAAAUUGCGUUCUGUGAGCCGAGCUGACAAACAGAGAAGUUUUAUUUUUUAUUUUUCUCUGAAACAAUAAGAGUGUGUCAUCACAUGCUAUUUCUUAAUACAUUCUUGAAUACUACAUUUUCAUUUGCAGGUAGUUUCACCCUAAAUUGUUCUGUUGCUGGAUAAAUCAAGAAUACCUUCUCCUUCUUCUAAAUAUCAAAAUUAAAGUCAGGUUUCGAGUCAAGUCAGUUUAUUCCAAUAGCACGACCAGCUGUUGACCAAAAUGCUUCACACUGUAAAAAAGACAAAGGAUAGAAAUUCACCAACGACACAAAGAUAGAUAUUGAUGUACAUAAAACAUGUAGAAGGCCAGAGGAAAGAAGUGGGUUUUAACUUUGAUUUUCAAAGUCAGUCAAUGGUGGGGGCUGAUCCAACAACUCUACAACUCGAGCCCGGCAUCUGAAAAAGCACGGUCACUGUUACGCCUUGAACGACUGUCUGUGAUAGAAAGCAGCAGCUUAUCAGGCGACCUCAGUGGUCUGAGAAAACAGUGGGAUGUAAAAGCUCACUGAGAUAUGCUGGAGCCCGAUCAAAGCUAGAAAAGAAAAAAUAAAAUCUUGUAGUCUAAAUUUUACCAGUCACCAGUGCAGUGAUGUUAAAAUCUCAGUUAAAUGGCUCGAUUGUUUUGAUUCUGUUAGCAGACAUGUUUUGCACCAGUAGAAGUCUGUCUGACCGCGACAUAUUGUGCGUUGCAAUAAUCCACGUGAGAAGAAAGCAUGGGUUAUUGUCUUGAGAUCUCAAAAAAGAAAUCUGCUUCACCUUGCUUAGAACUUACAGAUGGCAGAAAGACAACUUCAGGGCAUUCAUUUGUCAACCAAAUUGAAGAUUAGGGUCAAAUUAAAUGCCAGAAUUUUUAGCAUAGGUUGUCCAGGGUUAUGCGCUACAUUUUAAGCAACAUCUGGUGACCCAAAAAUUUAAAAUGUCACGUUAUUCUCAUUUAGUUUUAAGGAGCCAUCCGAUGCUGGAUAUUGUUUAGGUAGUCAAGCAGGUCUUCUGCUGUAAAAUCAAAAACUCACCAUGCUGAAAUAAAACUUUUGGCUCCCCUUACUCACAACAGAGAGCAGGAAGAAGGUGUUUAAGAGUUUAAAUCCCUGUAAUGACCUGAUAGAGUCCAAGUAAUAAAACGGCUGCAGACUGGGGCUGUAGAUAUGCGACGCUCUCCUGAGAAAGUUCUGGUUUCAGUGGAGCCGUGAUGAGUCAUGUUCGUGUACAGUACUCGAUAUUUGUUCAUCUGUGACCAUACUGUCCUGGGCCUCAGGAGUUAUAUGGAGGGAGGGAGGGGGAGAUAAGAGUAUUGUAGUGUUUCUGUAUUAUAAUUCUGUAUGUUCUCAAGAGGAUUUGAAUAUUGUUAGUUUUUUGUAGCUUUUAUCACUAUGAAAAAAACAACAAGUUGAACCAAGUUUUUUUUUUUUGUUUGUUUGUUUAUAUGUUUUGUUCUCCCUUCUGUCACAUGAAGGUGAGAACAGAUGCCAUCUAUCAUCUCUGUAAUAUUAUGCUCUUUCUCUGUCUCUCCUUGUGUUGUGAAAGGCUCUUCUUGUGCUCGAUCAAGUUCAUGACAGGAAAUAAAAAUUGUUACAACUUGA
Molecule: messenger RNA, 8414 nt
Organism: Epinephelus lanceolatus (giant grouper)
Lineage: Eukaryota; Metazoa; Chordata; Actinopteri; Perciformes; Serranidae
Gene: cry3a
Product: cryptochrome circadian regulator 3a
Biological process (GO): entrainment of circadian clock by photoperiod; negative regulation of DNA-templated transcription; circadian regulation of gene expression
Cellular component (GO): nucleus; cytoplasm
Molecular function (GO): FAD binding; DNA binding
Source: RefSeq, a predicted model, not a curated record